CAACCAGACCCGAAGCAGUUUUUUUGGAGCGGCGUGCAGUUUAUCAUUUUGUCUCAAUUCACGGAUAUGUAAAUAUAGCCGGCGGUGACCAAGUUGUUCGUCAAGAAUCACGGUGAAAUCAAAAUUAAUUAAAAAACUUAUCGUAACAACAAUUAAAUAACACCGACAAAAUGCCUUUUAUGAUCGGCAGAGCUCCUGUCAGGAGAACUCUUAAAUAUCUUGAGGCUGGGAAACUUGUGCUAAAGGAUACCAUUCAAAUAUUUUCCAUGAAUUAUAAUAUAGCUGGUCAAAAUCAUGUCGGAGCAAAAGAUUUCGCAUUUUGGCACAUACCGCAAAUUCAAUAUAAAAAUCCUGAUGUACAAGUUAUAACCUUCAAGAAGAUGACUCCCUCACCUUUCGUCCGAUGUUUUUAUAAGGAUGGAAAACAAUUGCUGAUUGAUGUCGAUGGGAAGAAUAAAGAUGAAAUACUAGAACAUCUGAUAAAAGUAGUUGGAAAAUCAGAGGAAGUUUUGCACAGAGAAGCCUUGGCUGCUGAGAAAAAAGAUAAUCCUGCAAAUUUUGGAAUAGGCUGCGAACACGGGUGCAUGUGCGACAUAGAGGGACAAUUGGUGUGUCCAGGAAUAGUGCCAUUGCCAAAUCACAUGAGAGGAAAAUUCAAAUACGCUCAGAACUAGAAAUUCUGUUAGCAUUGUGUAUCGAUCAUUUAAAACUCUUUUAUUUGUAAAUAAAAUCUAUAAAACAAGGA
This is a messenger RNA of Venturia canescens, 745 nucleotides long. It is a transcript of the gene mRpS25, whose product is annotated as mitochondrial ribosomal protein S25. NCBI's taxonomy places the organism in Eukaryota, Metazoa, Arthropoda, Insecta, Hymenoptera, Ichneumonidae. Gene Ontology annotation, molecular function: structural constituent of ribosome. The record is from RefSeq and is a predicted model, not a curated record. The transcript is spliced from 3 exons. Bases 171 to 674 code for a protein of 167 amino acids. Gene Ontology annotation, cellular component: mitochondrion.